This is a messenger RNA of Tricharina praecox, 1683 nucleotides long. RefSeq lists its product as uncharacterized. The record is from RefSeq and is a predicted model, not a curated record. Gene Ontology annotation, molecular function: glycerol kinase activity. Gene Ontology annotation, cellular component: mitochondrion. Lineage: Eukaryota; Fungi; Ascomycota; Pezizomycetes; Pezizales; Pyronemataceae. Gene Ontology annotation, biological process: glycerol-3-phosphate biosynthetic process; glycerol metabolic process; triglyceride metabolic process. The coding region runs from base 1 to 1683 and encodes 560 amino acids. The transcript has 7 exons.
AUGGGUUCCUCACUCUCCAAGUCGCCCAAGUCGGCAACAUCCUCCUCCGGCAGCAGGGUGCCCAACCACGCCCGCCGUGCGUCCUCGAAAGUAGCCCCACCCGCUGCCGCCGCACCGCCGCCAGUCGUAGAGAAGAAGCGUGGAGUCUUCACCGCCGCCAUCGAUCAGGGCACUACGUCCUCGCGAUUUCUGAUAUUCGAUGGCUCGGGAACUCCUACGGCUAGCCACCAGGUUGAGUUUGAACAGUUGUAUCCGCACUCGGGCUGGAUCGAACACGAUCCGUACGAGCUGCUGAGGAGCGUCAACGUAUGCAUCGACCGUGCGGCAAAGCAGUUUCAAGAGCAAGGAUACGUGCUCGAGGAUAUCAAAGCGAUUGGUAUCACCAACCAGCGGGAAACAACGAUCGUCUGGGACACCCUCACUGGAAAGCCACUACACAAUGCCAUCGUCUGGCCGGAUACCCGCACGUCAAGGCUCGUCCACGAGCUCCGGAAGAAAGAGGGUGCGGAUAAACUUCCGGAACUAUGCGGGCUGCCGCUGUCCACGUACCCCUCGUCGGUGAAGCUGCUGUGGAUGAUCCGUCAUGUCCCCGCGGUGGCAGCUGCGCUGAAGGCUGGUCGUUUGUCGUUCGGUACCGUCGACACGUGGCUGCUCUACAACCUCACCGGUGGCCUCGGGAAGGGGUGCUUCGUCACCGACCCGUCCAAUGCCUCGCGCACCAUGUUCUGCAACAUCCGGACACUGGAGUACGACGACUUCCUCCUGGACUGGUUCGGCGUCAAGGGUGUCAACCUGCCGAAGAUCGUUCCCAGCUCGGAUCCCGAGGCGUACGGAGUGCUGGCGGACGGCGCGUUGAAGGGUGUCCGGAUCGCCGGGUGUCUGGGCGACCAGAGUGCGGCGCUAGUGGGCCAGUGCGCCUUCACCCCCGGUAUGGCAAAGAAUACCUACGGAACCGGUUGCUUCUUACUCUACAAUACCGGAUACGACCCGGUGAUUUCCAAGAACGGGCUCUUGACGACUGUGGGGUACGCGUUCAAGGGGCACAAGCCGGUUUAUGCGCUGGAAGGAUCUAUCGCCGUCGCCGGAUCCGCAGUCAAAUUCUUGAGGGAUAACUUGGGCAUGAUCAAGCACUCGCAUGAGAUCGGCGAGCUCGCAUCCAAAGUACCAGACAGUGGAGGUGUUGUGUUUGUCACCGCGUUCUCGGGAUUGUUCGCGCCGUACUGGAUCGACGAUGCGCUGGGCACCAUCUUCGGCAUGACCCAAUACACCACCAAGGAGCACAUCGCGCGGUCAACCAUUGAGGCCACUUGCUUUCAGACGAGGGCCAUCCUGGAUGCGAUGGAGCGGGACAGCGGUACCGCCUUGCACGCGCUCGCUGUGGAUGGAGGGAUGAGCAACUCGGACGUGUGCAUGCAGAUACAAGCCGACAUAUUAGGUCUGGAGAUCGAUCGGCCACAGAUGCGGGAGACCACUGCCCUCGGCGCCGCCAUCGCGGCCGGAUUUGCGGUUGGCGUGUGGGAGGAGUUUAGCGAAUUGAAGGGCAUCAAUCGCGAUGACCGGACCACGUUCGUGCCAAAGACCGACGACGCCACACGGGACAAGCUAUUCGCCAACUGGGAGAAGGCCGUGGACCGCAGCAAAGGCUGGCUCGACAACGAUCGCGUCGACGACGAUGAGGAAUAG